AUGCAUUUGUACAAGCCUGCCUGCACAGAUAUCCCACCCCACAAGCCAAGCCUGCAAAAGCCAAGUGAAGCACUCUUGAAAGGUAAAAAGCAAAGUGCGGGUCCCAGAGCCUGCCCUCCUGCUGCAGGCUGGCCAGGGAAGCCGAGCCAAGCCACCGAGCUGAAGCAGCUGGAGAAGUUCCUGCACCUGCAUGGGCUGUCACUGCAGGAGACUGUGGGAGCUGAGACAGGAAUGAAGUACAGAAACCUUGGAAAAUCCGGAUUGAGAGUCUCAUGCCUCGGGCUGGGCACAUGGGUCACUUUUGGAGGUCAAAUCUCAGAUGAGGUGGCUGAGCAGCUGAUGACCAUUGCCUAUGAGAGCGGCGUCAACUUGUUUGACACAGCUGAAGUGUAUGCAGCUGGCAAGGCUGAGGUCAUCCUGGGGAACAUCCUGAAGAAGAAGGGCUGGAGACGGUCCAGUCUGGUCAUAACAACAAAACUGUACUGGGGUGGAAAAGCUGAAACUGAAAGAGGGCUUUCAAGAAAACACAUCAUUGAAGGGCUAAAGGCUUCUCUCCAGAGACUGCAGCUGGAAUAUGUGGAUGUUGUCUUUGCCAACCGGCCAGACAAUAAUACCCCCAUGGAAGAAAUCGUCCGAGCAAUGACACAUGUAAUAAAUCAAGGCAUGGCGAUGUACUGGGGAACGUCGCGCUGGAGCGCUAUGGAGAUCAUGGAAGCCUAUUCCGUAGCCAGGCAGUUUAACAUGAUACCACCUGUGUGUGAACAAGCUGAAUACCAUCUUUUUCAAAGGGAGAAAGUGGAGGUUCAGCUGCCGGAAUUAUAUCACAAAAUUGGGGUCGGAGCAAUGACAUGGUCCCCACUAGCCUGUGGGAUCAUCUCAGGGAAAUAUGGCAAUGGGGUCCCUGAAAGCUCAAGGGCUGCAUUAAAGUGCUACCAGUGGCUGAAAGAGAAAAUCAUAAGUGAGGAAGGCAGAAAGCAGCAGGUGAAGCUGAAAGACCUGUCACCCAUCGCUGUGCGCCUCGGUUGCACUCUGCCUCAGCUGGCUGUCGCAUGGUGCCUGAGAAACGAGGGUGUGAGCUCUGUCCUUCUAGGAUCUUCCAACCCAGAGCAGCUGAUAGAGAACCUUGGAGCCAUACAGGUCCUUCCAAAAAUGACAUCCCAUAUUGUAAAUGAAAUAGAUAAUAUUCUGGGAAAUAAGCCCUACAGCAAGAAGGACUACAGAUCAUAAUGCAAUGCAUGAAUUACCUGGACUGCAUGGUUUUAGAAGUGCUCUGUACGGAAGUACAGCCCCGAAUUAAUAUCCGGUCAUGAGAAUCAUUCAGCAGCUUGCUGCUCGGUGUCUAAUGUCACUGGAUCCUUCGAGAUGUGUGCUAUUGCUACUAAUCUGCAGUGAAAUUUCAAAGCACAGUUGAUCUCUCUUCUAACCAAGAAUAAUACUGUAUUUUCUUACCUUCGACUGAAUUCAUUAAUUUUUACUUUACUCUUAGCACCUCAUGCUUGUGCUGUGAAAAACACUUGUAAAGCAAAAAAUAAUUUAUAACCUUCAGGUACUUGGUAAUUAACAAAGGAUGUACAGAUCUAUUUUUCAAUGAAGAAAAGCCAGAUACAACUUAAGGUUUUAAUAAAACCACAUUUGGGAUAUCUCAA
Molecule: messenger RNA, 1646 nt
Organism: Nestor notabilis (Kea)
Lineage: Eukaryota; Metazoa; Chordata; Aves; Psittaciformes; Psittacidae
Gene: KCNAB1
Product: potassium voltage-gated channel, shaker-related subfamily, beta member 1
Exons: 14
Coding region: 1-1227 (408 amino acids)
Biological process (GO): transmembrane transport; negative regulation of delayed rectifier potassium channel activity; potassium ion transport
Cellular component (GO): juxtaparanode region of axon; extrinsic component of cytoplasmic side of plasma membrane; voltage-gated potassium channel complex
Molecular function (GO): voltage-gated potassium channel activity; potassium channel regulator activity; transmembrane transporter binding
Source: RefSeq, a predicted model, not a curated record